UUAAUAUAGAAUUUUUUUAAGUUUAAAUGCUAAAUCAGUUAAAAGAUUACAACCCUUCAGCACCAUUUUAUUUUGACAUUAUAAUUAUAAUCCCCUCUGAUGUAUUUAAUAUCUUGUUCUCUACUAUUCUCUCUAUUUUGUUUCUGGAUGUUUCUUGGUUUAAAUGAAGUUAGGAGAGGAAGUGGAACCAUCUUCAGCGCUGUUGAAUAAAUCUGGAAACGGUAAUUAUGGAAACCUAUAAGUGCCCUAAAUGUUUCCAAAGCUAAAGCGCUAGGCUACUAAUUAGCUUCAGUAUUAGCUGUUAGCGGAUUGUUCCCACCACUGAUUUCAUUUGACUCUUUUGCAAUGGAAAUAUCAGAAACUGUUCAAACCAAAACUCAACAGUAAACAGAAAUGACCAAACGUCGGAUGAUGGGAGGUGAUUAUCUGGAAUGACCGCUGCGUGUUUGUCAGAGAUGAUGCAACUGAAACUUCAGAUCCAGUGGAUUCCAGAUAACAACCGGUGAACAUUGUACUUUGAACAGCAGCUUGUUCCAUGCAGGGAUUUGGCCUCACAGUCCUGCAGCCGCCGGCGGACCAGGUUUCUUCUUCCUCUGGUCUGGAGGACGUCCUCUGCCAUCAUGUCCACCUCCGUGCAGAUCGCGCCGGUCAUGGAGGAGACGUACGAUGGAGUCGGCCGCUGUAAGUGUGCCUUCUGGCUGGCGGUGGUCCAAGACGUUCUGGGCGUCCUGGUCAUCAUGGUGGGGGUGUUCAGCGGCCUGGUGAUCCACGACGUCUUCAUCUACGGCGGCGCCAUUGUCAUCUUCCUCAGCCUGAUCUGGUGGAUCUUCUGGUACUCGGGGAACAUCGACGUGCCGCCAGAGGAGCUGGAGGACGACGUGGGCCUGAUGAAGACCCGGGACAGGCGGCUCAGCCGGGCCGUCAGGCGGGUUUCCAACGGGAUCAGGAACUCCUUCAGGAAAAAGGCUCGGCCUGUGGAAGAGGGGCCCUCCGGGGGCCCCGGGCCCUCAGACUGCGGUACGGAUGUAACACUCUCCACCAUAUACGGCAGCUCUAAAGGCUCCUCCUCAAAACAACUUGUGAGAGAAACUCUGUCCAUAUGAAGAGUCAGAACCUGGAGCUGGAGUUUUAUUUUUGUCUGUAUUAACUGUUAUUUUUAUGUGUCUGUAAUCGUUAGUCAGCACAGAGAUGAUGAAUGAUGAUAAGACGUAAACUUUGACCACAACAGAGACUACUGGCUGUUUUUACUGCUGUAGCUCAUUUACAGAUGUCGGAGGAGUUGAAAAGAGUGAAGUGCUUCAUUUGAUCUGUUCAUUUAUCAUGGAAGCUGUAGAUGCUGCUGCUGCUGAAGCGAAAACUGACACACCUGAAGCAGGAAGCAGCUAUAAACAGCUGCUACUAGCUUUUACUGUCCAUAUGUUCCCUAUUUUCUGCAAAAAUACUAAAUUAUUGCUGGUAAUAUAUGUCAAAUCUAAAUUAACGAUGAAACAAACCCACACUGAACUUGUUUUGUAACUCGUAAAAUAUUUUUAGAAUUUUUGUGUGAAAUUAAAAGUUGUAAAAAUAUCACAUUUCCAUCUUGUUUAAAGUUUAAACCAUUAAGAAUUGAGUGUUUAGCUCCGCCCCCCAGUGUCAUCAAAGUGGGCGGAGCCUACAUACUCUGGGGGCGUGGCUGAGUGUGGGAUUCUUCAGCAACUUUUACUCAAAAAGCGGCAAGUCUAUUGUUUUUGUUUUUUCUGUUAUUAAGACUUUUAUGGUGACGUGAAGCACCGGAGGACGUGCAUCCAACAGAGCAUCUGUGCACAGAUGUUCUCCACCUGACUCCACCAAGAAGAAUCAGAGUAUUUCAGUUAUGCCACCAAUGAGAAAGAUGAAUCUGCAAAUAUAUAAUUGUAUUGUAUAAUUAUUUUCCAUGUAGAAAACCUCCCAAUGUGUUAAUCUGCCACACUAUAUCCUAAUAAAAUGCUUUGGAGGUGGUAUGUUAUCCUCAUGUGAGGAUUUAACAGCUGGUGGCUCGUUACAUUAUUUUAGAAAGCGAACGUGUUACUUUUUAUUUUAAAGAGGAACAAAAACCUGAAUCUGACAGUUUGUCAUGUUUUUAGUUUGUCAGGUUUUUAGGCCACAGGAAGCAAAUGGGGGAAAUGAUAGAAUUGGAUAAAGAAUGAAGAAAACAUUUUCAGACACCAAGAAGAAGAAU
Poecilia reticulata (guppy) is the source of this 2197-nucleotide messenger RNA. Its product is annotated as transmembrane protein 238-like. The record is from RefSeq and is a predicted model, not a curated record. Lineage: Eukaryota; Metazoa; Chordata; Actinopteri; Cyprinodontiformes; Poeciliidae.